AUGGAUGCAUCUCGGAGGCAACGCACCCAGACCAAGGCUACGGCCGAGGAGCAAGCCCUGGAUCAAAUUGCAAGAGAGCUGCGUUGUAAUUUCGCGUGUCGUUCUCUCAGACAGAACAGGGGGGUGUCCCUUUUGGGCGGGCGGCUGGAGGGGCGGAAGGCGCCGGGAGGGGCUCCAGCGUCAACGACCGCCACUCGCCGGCCCGCGAGCGCGCGAGAACGCCGUCCCAUGCUGCACCCGCGCGUGAUUAGUGUUACGAUGGUACGGUUGGGGUUGGCUAUGGUGACGGGGGUGGCGCCGGCGCUGGUGUCGUGGUGGCGCGGGCAGGGCCCCCUGCUGCCGCCCCCGCUGGAGCUGCCGAGCCCUUGUUCGGAGAAAUUCCCCAAAUGGCCUCCGAAACGUUCGCCCUCUUUGUGCGCAUCGCAUCUUGUGCCGGCGCCGGCGACACCGCUUAGUCUAUCGAUCCCGUUCGAUUUCCAAACGGUGAUCGUGCUCAGUUUUUGCCGUGUGUCGUCGCGUGGCGGGCACCCGCCUCAUUACUUUUUUGCGUGUAUGCGGCUAGCGGCUACUGUGGCCAGUUAGUUGCGUUUGCGCACAUUUUCCGCGCCUUUUACACGCAGCUUUCCUCGUACCGAUCAGUGAUUCUAUGAUUGUCGUGCUGUGCGUUGGUUGCGGUAUAUAAAUGCGAUUUCGUUUGGUUUUUUUCCGGAGUGUUUUUAAAUAAGCAGCUUCCUACUGAAGGCGUGCUAGUGAUUAAAAAGAAAGCUAUUCGCAUAACUCGAAUAAAAUAAAACUUGAUUUGGCAAUUUUUUUAAUCGAAUUGAA
This is a messenger RNA of Chilo suppressalis (striped riceborer), 825 nucleotides long. Lineage: Eukaryota; Metazoa; Arthropoda; Insecta; Lepidoptera; Crambidae. The record is from the annotation of a GenBank genome assembly.